UUUUUCAGCAUUCUUAUGUACUUGAUUAGGUUUUAUCAAAACUAUAAUAGAAAUAUAUGCCUUGUUUUUUUAGUAAGUGCCCUUGAAUGUUAUUCUUGCGAUGAGGAGAAUUGCAAAAAAGAAUCAAACCAUUGGCAAACAGUCAAAUGCGAUAAACCCGCUGACCAGAACCAAGAACCUGUUUGUCAAAAACUAACCUACAAAAGCAGAGGAGGUAUAGAACAGAUCCAAAGAAAAUGUGCAUUUGCUCUGAAAAACCAAGACGCUCCAUGCCCCGCUAUUUUACAUCAAAAUGAAGCAACUGAGCUAAAGUGCCCAACAUGCAAAACUAAUCUUUGCAACUCAGCUAUCACUAUCAACUUCAGUCUAACAGCAUUGUCUGCAACAAUCUUUGCUAUCUUAGGUCGAAAACUCUUAAUGUAAAACAUACUUUUUAUAAUUUUUAAAGUACCUAGAUGUAUUUAUAUCUAAGUAACCAAAGUAUUUACAAACCAAAAAUUUUAAUGUUUUUGAUAAAUGUGUAUUGUGUAUUAUAAAUGCUAUUUUGCUACAUCGAUGCCUCAGAAGCCAAUCGAUGUAAGUCAAUAAGUGAUUAAAAUGAGAUACUAAGAUGUUUCUGAAUGUACUUGCAGAAAUAUAAGUAAUUAUUAAAAACAAAUAAACCGUCUUUAUUUAUCAUUAUAUGGGUAACACAUUUAUAAAUACAAACAAGGAAAUAAUAAUAUUAUUAUAUAUAAUAAUGUGUGUUAAACUUCAACAAGUAAUUUUUAGGGAGAAUUGCCUUACACCGUUUGACUUCUGAGGUAUCCACAUAUGUAUAUUGCCCAAAAAUUUAUAUUGAUAACAGAUGCGCUUAUUUAGAAAACAGUAUUAGUAGUAGCAUUUAGUGUUAAAAUUGAGUAUUAUUUGUCUAAUUCCUUAUUUUAAAUAAAUGUAAGUUUAGUUUAAUUUAAGGUUAGAACCCUGGAUGAAGAGUAGGUAUAUCUACUGGUCAAUUUAAUGAUUCCACUUCCUUUUUUUAUAUAUUUUUUGUUUUUUAUUUAUUAAUACCUAUGUAUGUAUCUAUGUGCGUGCAUUAUGUGAGCAUUUGUAGGUACAUAAUAUCCUUAUAUUUAAUAUUGUAGCAAUAUAUUAAAAUAUUUAUUAUCUAGGUAUCUGGCUGAACGGUACAUCGAACAAUCCAAAACCUUUAAAAAAGAGUAUGCGUAAUAAAUACAUAAUAGGCCUGGAUCCCGCGUAACAAAAAAAGUUUAUUAAUAGCAAGCUGAAAAUUUGUUAAUAGCUUAACGGUAUCUAAUCGACAAACUUUGAUGUACGGGAACACUGGAACAGGGGAAGUUUUAAUUGUGGAACAGGUUAAAAAUUUGGAACGUCAGACUACGAAAACGUCCCAUGUAUUUUGUCGGACAGAACUUCCAAUUGAUUUGUUACCCUUUCAUUAAAUUCUUAUGCAAAAAUCAGACUGGUAUUUAUCACCAACAUAAUUCCUGUCAUUUGACAUGUUCUACGUGUCGGACUUAUUAAAAUGUCAAACAUAUUUGUCGGACAAAUAUUUUUUAUAUAAAAUUAUAUAACAGCCAACUUUAUAUAUUAUAUAAAGUUGGCUAUUGCAUAAUAAAGUUGGCUAUUGAAUAAACUUAAAAACAACCUGCUAGUUUUCACAAUCAUAAACUUGUCAGGAUGACACGUUCCACAAUUAAAACUUCCCCUGUUCCAGUGUUCCCAUACAUCAAAGUUUGUCCGACUAGACACCGUUAAGCUAUUAACAAUUUUCCAGCUUGCUAUUAAUAAACUUUUUUGGUACGCGAGAUCCAGACCUAUACUGUCUUUGUAAAAUCUAUUAUGUAAAGUGAGAUUUUAUGAGACUGAAAGUAAGUUUUUAGAUCGAGUUUGUAUUUUCAUUGGCCAUUUUAUCAAAUCACAAAAUCAAACAAAUGUCAAAUUACAAAUCACACCUUUUAUUUUUCUUUGUAAAGUUAAACAUUCGGUGUAAUUAAUAAAUAUUGUUAAAAAAUUUAAAAUCUUCCGCAUUAUUAAUAUAGGUACCCCUAAAAGUAUAAUUUUGUAUAGAAAAAUAUCUUAAAAUGGCGAGUAAUAAAUGGCGUUCAAAAAAACAGACGUUACAUGACAUGGUAAAAUAUUUAUUUCGCACAAGUCUGAACAUCACAUCAAGUUAUUGAAAAUCAAGCAAAUACCAUUUCCUUAGACAAUUCUGACCUUCUGGUUCUUGGGUCAUCUUCCAACAAUAUUUUGUUGAAUUUUACUCAUCUUCCCCGUUAAACCUUCCAAGAUUUACAAGUAAAAUGAAUCGUUUUUAAAAACUCACUCUAGUCUUAUAGUUCUCACUAGUGACAAAGACCGUCUAUGAUGACCUAAUGGAUAGAGAUGAAUAUCUUAGUCGAAGUCAAUUCUUUAGAUGAUGGAUAUUAUACCUCUAAUCCUUGUUCAAAAUUCACAAAUAAAAUAAAUAUAUUUCUUAUUUAAA
Molecule: messenger RNA, 2485 nt
Organism: Diabrotica virgifera virgifera (western corn rootworm)
Lineage: Eukaryota; Metazoa; Arthropoda; Insecta; Coleoptera; Chrysomelidae
Exons: 2
Coding region: 16-423 (135 amino acids)
Biological process (GO): regulation of synaptic transmission, cholinergic; sleep; positive regulation of voltage-gated potassium channel activity
Source: RefSeq, a predicted model, not a curated record